Cladocopium goreaui is the source of this 639-nucleotide messenger RNA. The record is from the annotation of a GenBank genome assembly. NCBI's taxonomy places the organism in Eukaryota, Dinophyceae, Suessiales, Symbiodiniaceae.
AUGGCGUUCCACGUCGCCAAAGUCCCCUAUCUCCAGUUUGACUUGCAUCAGCUCAGCAAUAAUUGGCACGAGGUCAUCGAGUUCAACCACGUCUUGCCUCAAAAGCAAGUCUACCGCAUACGCUGCGGAGGGACUUCGAUCAACGUGGCCAGUGGGAAUGGUAUGAUGGGGUCGUACCUGAAGUUGAAAGAGACGGACUAUGCCCAGUGUCAGUUCCAAGGUGAUGAUGGUGGCCCGAGGUACUACAAGGCAUUUGUCCAUGCCAGCAAGCGAGACGGUGCACCGUGCUGGCUGGUGCGAAUGCCAGAAGUGUGGCCGAACGUGAAGGUGCUGCAAAUGGACAUUGCUGACAAGCAGAUCCAUGUGUCGUUGGCGUUCACCGGGGAGCACCUGAUUUCUCUGAAGUUCCGCGGCAAAAAAACCUUUGACUUCUUGGAGGAGGUCGUCAUUGCCUGGGAUCUGAAGUAUGAUCAUGACCCGCUAUGCAGACUGUGUGGCUUCUCCUUUGUCCACCUGGCCUACAAGAUUGACGAGAAGGAUUGGAUCAAGCCUAUGGAGGAGACGUUGGGACUUGUACAGCCACAGGCCAAGGCACGCCCCAAAGCUGGUGCAGUGAAGAAGCCGGCAGCGAAGAAAUAG